Messenger RNA from Ostrea edulis (European flat oyster), 1335 nucleotides. Its product is annotated as thyrotropin-releasing hormone receptor-like. The record is from RefSeq and is a predicted model, not a curated record. Bases 1 to 1335 code for a protein of 444 amino acids. The transcript is spliced from 2 exons. Gene Ontology annotation, cellular component: membrane. Gene Ontology annotation, molecular function: neuropeptide Y receptor activity. Lineage: Eukaryota; Metazoa; Mollusca; Bivalvia; Ostreida; Ostreidae. Gene Ontology annotation, biological process: G protein-coupled receptor signaling pathway.
AUGCGCGUGUUCAUGAUGAUGUCGUAUAUGGUAGGACCAAACGUUGGUGAUAUCUUAAACAAUACCAAACAUGACGUCAUCGGAUCAGGGAACGGAACAGCUGAUUCAAAUAAUAGUGAUCUCCUGUUUUCAACUACGGAACUUGUUAUAGAAGGGCUAAUUCUCACCGUUAUUUGUAUACUUGCAGUGAGUGGAAACGCGUGUAUGUGGAUAAUAGUUAUUCGGAAUAAAGAUCUCCGCACCGUCACCAACUCUUUUCUUCUGACGCUGGCCGCUGCGGAUUUCCUUGUGUCGAUCAUUAACAUGCCAGUGACUAUUCUGACUAUUUUCAAAGGUAAAUGGGUAUUCUCGGACGGUGCGUGCACGGCUCUGGGGUUCACUAAUAUGCUGACGCUUGUAACAAGUGUGUUGUCUCUUUGUAACAUAAGCAUCAACAGAUACAUCAUGGUCUGUAAGCCUACCAAGUUUAAAGACAUUUAUACAACACGAAAUGCAACAAUUAUGAUUGCAGUAUCCACCACUUCAGCGUGCGUUCUAUCACUGCCCCCGAUAUUCGGUUGGACGGACUACAGUUAUGCUCCAAUCCAAUCAAUCUGUUUCAGCGACUGGGCCAAAGCACCUUCGUAUGCGAUCUUUAUGAUCACGUGCUGCUUUGGUUGUCCACUGAUUGUCAUGCUUAUUUGUAACAUCUUGAUACUACGAGAGGUGCGCAGGCGCAAUAGAAGAAUAAUGAAUCGAAAAAUUCUACGCUUUAAGACUGUUGUAAAUGUAAUAGCAGGGGCGAAGAAUUUAAACACUAGGAUGAAUAUCAACGCUGGAGUACCUACGUCUACAUUUACUCAAAUUGGUGAUGCAUCUGACUCUUCCGGAAGCGACACGACUACAAUUUGUAGCCGAAACGAGGUCAUAGAAGAAAAUCCCGUUAAUCUGAAUCAAACUGAGGAUGUUUUAUAUAAUGCCACACCGUUAGAAACAUUUGAGAUCAAAAUUACAUCAACAUCCACCGUAGAUGUUACGCAAAAUGAGAAUGUUCCAAACAAAAAGAAAAACAAAGCAAAAAAUCAACCAAUCAUAGCAGCUAGUCAGAACGAGGUUCAUCUCGCCCGGAUGUUGUGCGUUGUUGUAGUGGUAUUUGCUCUCUGCUGGUCUCCAUAUUGUGUUAGCAUGUUAUUUACAAUAUUUUGGGAAGAUGUCUUUCUUCCCCGUUCAUUCCACAUGACGACAUUAUUGAUAGGGUAUUUAAACAGCUCGUGUAAUCCUAUAAUAUACGGAGUGCUGAACAAACGUUUUGGAAAAGAAUUCAGGAAGAUUUUCUGCUUUUGGAGACUAUUUUGA